Molecule: messenger RNA, 4335 nt
Organism: Ectocarpus siliculosus
Lineage: Eukaryota; Phaeophyceae; Ectocarpales; Ectocarpaceae
Source: the annotation of a GenBank genome assembly
AUGGAACCUUCAGACCGCGAAGUUACGUCUGCUGUUCACGCGCAGCGGGUUGUACGCGGUUUCCUCGGACGACUCGCAGCGAUUCGCCAAGCGAAUUUGGUGUAUGAGAAGAUCUUCGAUCCGAGGACCCACGCGUACUACUACUACAAUACCUACAGCUUCGAAACAACAUGGCAGCCACCUGCGGUGGUAACUCGUAUCCUAGGCGAGUUCGGAGACCUGGAUGCCAUAGCUCCGACGUACACGGAAGAAGAGGCGGCUGUCAUGUUGCAGGCAGCUUGGCGGCGGCGGCGAGGUAUCCGUAUGACUCGCGCUCUGUUGGCCUCCGUGGUUAGCAAGGUGUUCGAUGAAUCCACUGGUGCACACUACUACUUCAACGGUCUCAGUGGCGAGACAUCUUGGUCCAAGCCUGCCCUCUUUGGUGCCGAGGAUGUCGAGGACUACCCGUCAGCGAUGCUGCUUGCGGAAGGGCAAAACAGCGCGGAACCUUUCGGCACAGGGAGCUAUGACUACGAUCAAUCUCAGGGGUGGGUAGGACAAGAAGCUUGGACCAAAGAGCAACAGGAGCAGGAACAGCAACAUAAUCAACAACACGCGGGCGGUAGCAACGGUGAUACCAACACCGCCGAAGAGGCAGGCUACGAGGGGUGGGUAUGGGACGACACCUCCGGCUGGUACUACGACGAAGACCUGGCCACACAACUCCUCACCGGUGGCGUAGACGUCGUUUCCAAGAAAGGGUCAGAUGGCGGCAACGUUUCCGCUUCAGUGGAAGCCGAAAGCGAAAGCGAAAGCGAAAGCGACACUGACAGCGACAGUGAGGAGGAUGGUAUCGACGAGCAAGCUGGUGAGAGAAAGAAACAAAGGCGAAAACGGAGGCGUCGAAGCUUAGCCCCCAGAAACUUCCCCAGGUCGAAGGCCCAACGCUUGGUCGACGAAGCGGAGGAUAGCAUAGACGGAGCGCGGCCCGAAAUCUUGGACCUAAGCAAGUUGGACAUGGAUAGAGUUACCUCGAGGGUCUACAGGCUGGACUGGUUGCAAAGGUUGGAUCUGUCGAACAACCGACUCUACAGGAUUUCUCCCGAUCUAGCUGGCAUGGAGAGCCUUGUCGACGUUAACUUUCGGCAUAACAGAAUCCAGGCCAUUCCAGACGAAUUGGAAGCGCUGACGAAGCUCAAGCACCUGCAACUGGGGCACAACCUAAUUUCCGGCUUCAGAGGCAAUAUCUACCUCAUCAGCUCGCUAGAGACCCUCGAUCUGGGGCACAACAGGCUGAAGGAGGUACCGCUCCAAGUAGGAGACUUGCAGCUGCUCAAGAGGACGCGCGAGUGGGAGAUCGGCCUCCGUCUCCUCCGGGAACUGGUGACUCUCGACGUGAGCUACAACCGCCUCAAGACGUGGCCGCCGCAAGUGGAAGAGUGCAGGAACUUGCGGGACUUGCGUCUAGACCACAACAAGCUUCAAGAGGUACCCGCCAUCGUUGGGGACAACACAGCACUCACGAACCUCAACCUUAGCGGCAACAGCCUCAAAGGCCUUCCACACACCAUCAAUUCCCUCUCGGCUUUGGCCCGCCUCGACCUCUCCGACAACAAGCUCAAAACCCACUCCAUCCUUCCCGUGGGAAGGAAACAAAAGGGGCCGCGCCUAGUAUCCCUGGAGGUGUUGCGAUUGGACGGUAACCGUCUCACGGAGAGACCGGACAUGGUGGAAACAUUCAAGACGCUCACAGAACUAGAUGUGUCCAACAAUCCCAUCAAAAACUGGAGCCUCGAUGUGUCCAACCUCCGCAAGAUGAAACACCUGCGACUGAGGGGCGUUGGUCUGGACCGAUGCCCAGAAGGGAUAGGGCAUCUGAACAAGCUGGAAAGUCUCGACUUCUCCGAAAACCACAUCGAUACUCUCGAUCAAUCAAUGGCCGCUUUGUUCAAGCUGAAAAAGCUGGGCCUCAGGGGCAACAACAUCCGGGAUCUAGGGUCUUGCGUUGGUAGCAUGAUCUCCCUGACGUCUCUCGACGCGGGUGGGAACAAUCUGGAGCUGAUUUCUCCCGAGCUGUCUCGCUGCACGGCGCUAGAGACCCUUGACGUGAGCGGUGGGACGAUAAACCAACUGCCGGACGGGUUGUCUAUGCUCACCAGGCUCAGGGUUCUCCGAGCCCAAGAUAACGGGCUUAGGGCGAUACCCCCCGACUUCCAAACGCUGACAGCGCUCGAGGAGCUUCGCCUGGGCGGAAACCAGCUCAGCAGCCUUCCGGCCUCCCUGAUCACCCUAACGAAGAUGCGAUACGCGGAGCUUUCUCGAAACUCCAUGGAGUCUCCGCCGCCGGUGACGCGGCAGUGGCCCCUGCUGACGCAUCUUGUUCUCUCCAGAAACCCUUUGCGGGGUAGACGUCGACAAUCCCUCCGCUUGCUCCAGGCUGCUCAGCGGGGACACGACGCCAUGCACAGAGGGGAUUGGGAAGAGGCGGCCCGGCUCCUGAACGUGGCAGCGGAGGCCUACAAGGACGUAGUGCACGUCGUGCCCGACUUCCCUGAUGUUGCCGGCGAGGGUCCUCCUCUUGCCAAGACGAGGCCUCACGACACGGACACGUUCCACCACGUCAGUUUGGCCAUGGCGCACCUGCGGGGGGCUAGGAAGGUAGCUAUCGAGAUCGAUGAUAUGACCGGAAAGACGGACGGAGCCUCCGGGGGCAGCGUCGCGGGGAGUUUGAGCUUGCAGAGCGUAGACAUGACGGAGGACUCCUCCAUGGCCACUAGGUCGAUAGACACGGGAGAGCGCGAAGAGCGCCGUCAACAGGAACUGGAACGUGCAUACCUGCGGGAAAAGAGAAACCACCACCACGGAGCCGCUCUAUCAGCCUUCUCUUACGCAGAUCAGCUAGAGCAGCUGUCACGCCCGGUGGGGCGAUCGGCGGGUGUGUGGUUGGGCAGGGCGGCCGUCGCGGCUGAAAUGGGCAAGCCUGGCGUUGCACUGGAUGAUCUGGAACUCGCUUUGGUUCAACUCCGGAAGAACGCAAAGGUCCGGUUUCUGCUUGCCAAGUCAAGGAUAGAGCUGGGUCAGUACCAGCGGGGUUUGACCGACUGUGAGGUGGCUUCACGUCUGUUGGAUUUCGAAGAACGCCUUCUGGGGGAGAGAGAAGCCGAGCAGGAACGUAAGGAUAAAAAAGCGGAGUCGGAUCGCAAGACGAACGAGAGGUUGGCCGUCCGACAGCGCCAAGCAGCGGAGGCAGACGCGGAAGCGAAACGGUUAGAAGAAUCUGCCAUGGCAGACGUGAACGAAGAUAAAGAGGAAGCCGGGGUAGAGGGAAAAAGCUCGAUAGCUGCUUCCAAGGCCGAUAGUUCGUCUCCCGAUGGGACAAGAUCAGACCAAUCAGCAGCCGGCGAUACUGUUGUCACCGCGAUACCAUCGACAGAAGCAGCUGCAGUCGAUUCCCCCGAGGAAGGGAGCAAGCAAGCCGAGGCUUUCGACCUUACCGGAGAUGCAGUCGCGGCUGCCAACAGCACCAAUUCAGCAGGGGAGAUAGAUACCUUGCCGACUAUCACUGAAGAAGAACCCCCCGCUCCGGAAGCAGGAGAGGUUGUUGGCAAUUCAUCCACCUUCGAAGACGAAUUGGACAAAACGGGCGACCAAGGCCAGGCCAUAGACGAGAGGAGUGACGGAGAAAGAAGGGACGGCGGUAGGUCAGAGGCGGAGCCAAGUUCCGAAAACAAGGACCAUAGUACAACAUCACCGACGCAAAUCGGAGAAACCCUGCAGGGAAGCCCGUGGUUAGAAGAAGCCGCGGGGUUGUCGUCGCGAGAAAAAGAACUCCGAGAGGGAGGGAGUCUCGGAAGCGCUUCUGCUGGCACUCCUCCUGACACCGACGGAAAGAGAAAUCGAAGCAACACCGUGAAAGAAAGCUCCGCACGGGUAGAGCUAUCGAAACAAAGAGCAGACAUCGCGCUUCUCGUGGCACAAGCGAAAGAGGGGAUGGCCUAUGUCGCCCAGUCCGUCGACAUGGCCGAUAUUAAGAGGGGAUUCGUGUUCACCCCGUAUGGAGUGCCGAUAAGGGACACCGCUAUCAGACGGGAACUUCUGCGGGACGGGCGGAGCACUCUCCGCACAAGGUCUGAAUUGGAGCGUCAAGAGCAGGGGGUUAGCAGGAAGGGAGUGCAUUGACUUUCCGCCAACGGCUGUAGUCUUCAGACGACAGACCCCGGAACGGAACUGAAAGCGCCUAUCGUUUUUUGGUCGUCGAGAGGGAGGGGGGUGUACUCAUAGUCGUGCAUGCCGUAGUCGUUUGACCAUUGACCUCGCAUCCCUACAAAGCCGGGACGGAGCACGCCGGGUUCUCAC